Messenger RNA from Penicillium pulvis, 318 nucleotides. RefSeq lists its product as uncharacterized. Lineage: Eukaryota; Fungi; Ascomycota; Eurotiomycetes; Eurotiales; Aspergillaceae. The record is from RefSeq and is a predicted model, not a curated record. The transcript is spliced from 2 exons. The coding region runs from base 1 to 318 and encodes 105 amino acids.
AUGUCAGAAUGCGAGUACGCAGAAUUUCAGGACGACGGUGGCACCGACCUCGAGAAACCAUCAAACCCCCCUCUCUGCACUCAUAACACUUGCGAUACCAUGGUUACCAUGACCACCAAAUUGUCUGACAGGAUGUUCAGCCUCGAGUCAAGAUUCAGCAAGCUUGAGAGUGUGCAAGCCAGCCAAGCCCAGCAGAUCGCCCAUCUAAAGCUCCUAUCGGAGAUUUUCAGCCUCAAAGUCUUGGUGGCCAAUCUUAUAACCGACCGGACCACGAACAUGCAGAGCCUUCAGAGGCAGCAUCAUGGAAUAGGCGAAUAA